AUGGAGCCAUCCGGCGAAUGUGGAGACAAGGGACGCGGAGGCCUGGGCCCAGAAGGCGCGACGCCAGGGAGACAGGGCGCUCGGAGUUUCCUUCCCAGCGAGUGUCCUGCAUGCAGAGCAGAAGACGUCGCCCAACAGGGUUCUGCGUCCCAGCGGCUGAGCGCCUUGGCGAGCGCUCGCGGUUCAGGCUCGGCGCGAGGACGCUCCCGCGCACCAAGCCCCGCGGGUGUCUCGGCUGGGCGGAGGCAGCUUGUGACAGAGCGCCUCUGCGCCGAGUGUCGCCGUUUCGCUGCGCGGGCUGCGUCCGCGCGCGGACGAAUGCGCGGGUCGCCUGCGGAUGUCUCGCCCCGACGAUGCGAGUCGCAAUCAGAUGGCGCCACAGAGGCAUCCGCCCUCGCCUCCCCAGAGACACCCGAGGGUUUCCCCGCGGGCGUCUCUGCAGCGCCUGUGCGCCGAGAGGGUGAACUUGGAGCCGAAAAGGAGUCUCCCGGACUUGGGGAGAAGACGCCGCGACACGGGCUGCCGUGCGAAAGAACCCUCGGUGUCCAUUUUGCACGUGUCGCGUUGACGCAUGCUCCCGCCCUGCCGUGGGAAUGUCACCUGGAGGAGCUCGGUGCCGCGCGGCGACAAGAAGAGCUGGAGAGCGACGGCGCGCCGGUCGACGCCGCGACGCUUCGGGCCUUAACGAUGGCUGAGGAGUUUACGCGGAUGAAGAGAGACGAAGCCGUCGGAGCCUGUUGCGCGUGCUCAGCCCCUAUCCGUCCUCCCUUAACCGAGACGGGAAACGACCAAGAAAAAGCGGAAACAGCAAAGUUUCCUGAGAAUCAUGAAGCCAGGGACUGGUACUCCCGUGGGAUUCUAGACUUUGAAGACAUGAUGAAGGACAUGCAGCACUUCCUCGCCCGCGAUCGUCGCCAGGCGAUGGGGCGGGAGAAGGUACAUUGGGAGCGAAAACCCUCCCAGUCUGAACCUUCGUUGGGAGAAGUGGAGACGCGGGGAAGCGAAGAGGCGCCUGCAGCGACAGACGGGGGCAACGCCUCCUCCUCUGUCCCUCCUCUCGUGGCGUCUUCCUGUCUCGACGCGAACGAAGGGAACGCCUCUGCUCGCCGCACCCUUCCACAACCUCACACCGAACUUUUCUCUUCUUCCUCUUCAUCUUCUUCCUCUUCUGCGUCUCGACUCGCCGAAGAGAGUGAAGGCGGGAAGCGCACAAAAGGCGGGGAGAAGACCCGUGGCGCACCUCUCAAUUUAUCGGAGUUUUACUUCUACCAGGCUGCUGACGGCCAGCUUUGCUUCCUCCACCCUUUCUUCGUCAAGUGCCUGUUGUUCGAAGCGGGCGGCGACGAGAGUCGCUUGCCUCCCGUCCUCCUCGACGUGGUUGUGCGUGACGUCCAGCUCCUGUGCGUGGAUGAACAAGUUCGCAGGCGAUUCAAGUGCUUCGCGCAUCUGCCGCAGAUGGCCCAAGUCUCGUUCGUCGACGUCGACUUGCGGUCUGUGAUUUCUCCGGAAACGGCGCGCGUAUUCAAGGAGGAGUUCCGUCGACGCGCAGCCAAUCGGCGCGAACGGCUUCGCCAAGAAGAGCGCGAAGCUGUAGCUGCCGCGUCUUCUGUGGCGUCUGCCUCUUCUCUCUCCUCUCGCGUGCGCUUCGUCCCGCGAGAGCCUUUGCACCCUCCGACAGACUGCAGCCCGCAAACGUUUCCUUCGCUACCCGGUCGCGACUCUUCGCUCGUCUCUGCGGGAAGCGCGGGCGCAGCUUCUCGAGAGGACUCCUCUUUCUCCUUCGCGGCGGUGGUGAAGCGGCAGGAGGAGCAGCAGAAGCGAGCGCUCGAGAGAAAGCGACAAGAAAUCCAGUUCCCGUCGCUCGGCGCUGCACUGCCGCCGAACGCAGGCGCCGUUCAAGACCAGUCUGUGGCCAGAGGAUGGACGCAGCUGAAACCAGGCUCGACAAGCGCUCCUGUGCGCACGAAGACCACGGCGUGGGGCGGCGGGAGGCACGUGCCAGGUCGCAAGGAAACGGAGGCAACGGUGGAAGAGGCCUACUUACCGCGCCCGGGGGGAUGCAGUCUCGGGGAGAUUCUCUUGCAGGCGAAAACGAAGAAAAAAAGAGAAAAGAAAGCAAAGGACGGCAAAACGCAGGACGGGAAAGACAACUGA
Molecule: messenger RNA, 2154 nt
Organism: Neospora caninum
Lineage: Eukaryota; Apicomplexa; Conoidasida; Eucoccidiorida; Sarcocystidae
Product: putative zinc finger (C3HC4 RING finger) protein
Exons: 8
Coding region: 1-2154 (717 amino acids)
Biological process (GO): positive regulation of transcription by RNA polymerase II
Molecular function (GO): transcription cis-regulatory region binding
Source: RefSeq, a predicted model, not a curated record